CGCCCUCUGUGGCCGCCCAAGGAAUAUCUUCCGCACAUUAGCGUUCGUUCCUGUUGGUCUUAUUUUAAGCUGGAUCUCCUCCAUGCUCCACCUGCGACCGGUGGAAGAGGAUGAAUCAGCUUCUGAGAGUCUGGUGCUGAAUCGAGCAGUGGCGGAUAAUGACCACUUCCUAUUGGCUCAGCUGUUGUCACAAGAACAUUACAGGAAGUGCAUCAAUCACCAGAGCGGUUGGGGAAUCCCAGGUACCCCUUUACGGAUGGCUGCAUCCAAAGGUCACCUAAAGUGCCUGCAGGUGCUCCUGGCCCACGGGGCAGAGGUCGAUCGCCUGGAUGUGAAGGCCCAGACUCCUCUUUUCACCGCUGUGUGCGGGAGGUACCUGAGUUGUGUCCUUGCCUUGCUUCGUGCUGGUGCUAACCCCAAUGGAAGUCACUUGAACAACAGCUCACCAGUCCACACCGCCGCCCGGGAGGGCGACCCAGAGAUCCUCCGCCAGCUGCUUCAGCACGGAGCAGAGGUCAACGCCAGAUCAAAGGUGACACUGUGGGCGUCUGGGGUUGCGGUGUGCAGUGGACCACUCUACCUGUCAGCCAUAUAUGGACACCUGGACUGUUUUAAGAUGUUGCUGUUGUAUGGGGCAGAGCCGAAUUAUAACAGCCCGGAGGAUAAAGUAAUUGGCAAAGCCACGCAGCAGAAGACGGUGCUGGAAUUGUGUUUGAGACACGGGUGUGGAGUCGAGUACAUUCAGCUGCUCAUUGACUUUGGGGCCAAUGUCUACCUGCCUACCCUCAUUAUAGAGAAGAGCACCAAACAGAAUGAAGCUGUCGAGCUACUACUCAAGGAACGAGGGUGUCCAAAAUCUUUGGUGUCUCAGUCUAGGCUGGCCAUCCGUAGACAUCUGAAACACAUAAACAGGAUUCAGUUUAUAAACACUCUGGAUAUUCCACCCAGGCUUAUCUGCUAUCUUAUACACAAGCCUAUGAAUAGUCCAUUUGUUCAGUGACGGUGCAUACUCAACAGUGCCUAUAACAAUGGAAAGGUCAAUCAUUCACGCUUCUAGAUGGAGAUAGACAGACUAUCAAGAAAAGUAAACAGACUCAUGAAGAGAUGCACAUACAACAGUACAGUUUGCUCAGUUUACAUCUGUGUAUUGUAUUAAACUGGAAUAACCUUUGUCAUUCAGAUCAGACAAACUGUGGAUAGAACUUUACCAGAAGUGUUGUUAUAAUUUGAUGUUCAAGAACUAUGCAUUCUCAUACAGCCUGCACUUCCUUUUAUGUGUCUUCUGACGAUGUUAUUUCUAAAUGAAUAGUUGUAAAGUGUUUUAAUUGGAUUAUUAGAUGGUCUAGAUCACAGUGUGAUUUAUAGAGAGCUUUUAUUAAAUCAUGCAAUAACUUGAAGUGUUUUGUUAAAGCGUGAUGAAGAAUAACUUAUUAAAUUCUUAAUAUCGUAUAUA
Messenger RNA from Triplophysa dalaica, 1453 nucleotides. It is a transcript of the gene asb12a, whose product is annotated as ankyrin repeat and SOCS box-containing 12a. The record is from RefSeq and is a predicted model, not a curated record. NCBI's taxonomy places the organism in Eukaryota, Metazoa, Chordata, Actinopteri, Cypriniformes, Nemacheilidae. Gene Ontology annotation, molecular function: protein binding. The transcript has 4 exons. Gene Ontology annotation, cellular component: nucleus; cytoplasm. The coding region runs from base 83 to 1000 and encodes 305 amino acids. Gene Ontology annotation, biological process: regulation of barbed-end actin filament capping.